Varroa destructor (honeybee mite) is the source of this 3407-nucleotide messenger RNA. Its product is annotated as neuronal growth regulator 1-like. Gene Ontology annotation, cellular component: neuron projection membrane. The transcript has 11 exons. NCBI's taxonomy places the organism in Eukaryota, Metazoa, Arthropoda, Arachnida, Mesostigmata, Varroidae. Bases 971 to 2434 code for a protein of 487 amino acids. Gene Ontology annotation, biological process: synapse organization. The record is from RefSeq and is a predicted model, not a curated record.
GUAGAUGCUAUAGACAAAGCACGACAAACAAAAGGAACUUUAAACGUAUAAAAAUCCCCUGAGAGGACCACUCGUCAUGCUUCACAUUCCCCACACUUUUGCUAGUCCAUUUGCUUGAGCAAACGCGUUCACCAAACGCUACAACCAGAAUGGUAUAGCUGGAGCCACAUCAGCUGGUAAAUCCGUAGUCCAAACGUAUCGUAGUAUAAUUAUAGCUAACACGAGCUACGAUGAUGUUUAGCAUAGGAACUUUGACUGAAGAGACACUCUAGUUUUUAUGGUCGUGAUAAUAAGUCUUUCCGAUCUCUCCAAAUCAAACCGACAGAUACGAAAACAGUUUCGUAUGGCCACUAAGUAGCCAUUGAAAAUUGCAAACGUGUUUGUUUUAUCGAAAACUAUCCGUGGACUUCUACGAAAGAGUCAAAGACAUCGUUAGGUCACGUUUUUUCCGUCGUUUCUAGUACAAUAGUAUCUGAAAUGACAUCUGACAUAUUCAUCUGUCCAGUGACAGUAGCUGUAACUAGGGUUGCACACAUUUUCGACUUAACGAGUGGCUUUUAGAUGAAAUGCAUGCACUCUGAUUCGGUGGUCGGCAAAGGAUUAUUACGAGUGGUGUGUGUACAAGUGGUUACUGUUUUGAUUUGCUAAAGGAAAAUGAAACAGAUAAAAAGCGACGAGAAGAAAGACUUUCAGAGGAAGCUUUUCAAGUGACUCGAGAACGUGUUUACCCGCUAAACAAAGAGACACAUCAAGUGGUCCGAGUUCGAAACCGGGCGUGGACGCACCUCGUUCUGUGCCGGUAGGGCCAGCCAUCAGUGGCUGAGGUACAGCUGAAGUACGGGACGUAAAACUCAAACCAAUUAUUUAUCUCAGCGACUCUAGCGGUGUUUGAACUAGGAGAGCUGGACUCAGAGGUUUAUGAUCAGCAGUAAAUCACUUCGGGUGUUUGUAGAGCUCACACCACGCCAGAAUGAUGACGGCUCUUUUUAGUAGUCACGCUUUAUUGCCCGUCCUGGGGAUUUUCUCUUUUGCGCAUAUCCAAGUUGAUUGUGCAAUCGCCAAUAGAUAUUUCACUUCAACAUACGGUCUUCAACAUUUCAACAACGGAGCAGACGCGUACGGGUUGUUAAGAAAGUCUGUCGAGAACCGACUCUCACAACCAGGCCUAACUGAAAGCGAUCAGCUCAAUUUAAACCGUCAGAACAAAGCAAAACGAAAAUUGCCUAAGCAUCAUGUCCGGAGCUAUUCACAAAACCUUGAAAACAAAAUCAGUACAGCAUUUCCCAACGAAGGUGACGUGCAGAGAAAUUCUUCUAAUUCUCGAGUGUCUGGAGGAGUAUGGAGCUUUCACACCGAGACUCCGAACGAAGAAUCUACUGCCCCUGGGCCGUCAUUUGACAAUUCUACUGCGUCAAUUGUUACAGCAGUAAUCGGCCGUACUGCGUUUCUACCUUGCACCGUCCGAAAUCUCGGCGACAGAACCGUAUCUUGGAUCCGACGAGCGGACCUAAGCGUGCUUAGUGUGGGUCGUGAUCGGUAUAUUCAGGACCGACGGUUUCAGGUUAUGGCAUCAGCCACUGGAUUGCCCCUAUCUUCGUGGGCCCUACAACUUGCUUAUCCGAGUCCAGGCGACUCCGGCGUCUACGAAUGUCAGCUGGGCUCGGUGCCAAAAAUUAGCAGGCAUGUCACAUUGCGCGUCAUCGCUCGGACAGCUCGUAUUUGGGGCGGUCCUCAGCUUUACGUGAACAGCGGAAGUGGAGUAAACCUGACUUGUCAGCUCACCGGGGUAGCUGAACCCUCGAGACAACAAAUAGGAGUCGCGGAUACCCAUACUCAAUACCAGGCGCUUUACGCAUCUUCAUGGUCCAAUAGGACAACUGUUCAGGAUGGAGGAGUUCCUGGCUUGGAACCUUCAGUGAAGGCUUCAGUAUCCACCAGAAAAAACGGGGCGAUACUCCGGAACGCCAACUCUGUUGGUCGUGAAGAGACAGCAUCUCAUGUGUUUUGGUACCACAACGGAGAAGUUGUCAAUUACGAACAUAUGAAGAUAAAGGGCGACUCAUCCAGGGGUAUUGAUGGGGCUAGAGGUCUCGUCGAUAAUGGUAACACCACGUACGCUAAACAAGACCCAGUAGUGAUGAUGUCUGUCCUCCGGAUCCGCCACGCAAGGGCGUCUCACUCGGGAAACUAUAGCUGCGCGCCAUCGGACGCGUUACCCGCACAUAUCACCCUGCAUGUUCUGCAUGGCGAACACCCCCCGGCAGCUAUGCAGGAUCCUCAGCCAUCAGGAGCCACGAAGCUUAUUACAGCGAUCACUGGCCCUCACAGGUCGCCCUCCCUCUGGUGGAGCUGGCAACGGCCGCUCGUAGGAUUUGCCUCUCUUGCUCAUGUUGUACUCGUUUUGUACGCUGCAUCAGUUGUGACUCCGCUAUGAUGUUGCGCUUAUCCAUAAAUAUGGCAUUGCCAUCGACUCGGGUCACCAGGAAUAUCUGCCCAUCGUUGCAAUUCUGCGACAGCUUGGUUGCUGGUCAUCCUCAACCAUCAAAGUCAUCUUUCAUCUUCAUCCGUCUUAACGAUCAGCCACACUUUUGGUAGCGCGUAUUGGCACACCCAUCAUCGACGCUAUUUUGCAACGUGCGGCAGUAUGUAUAGGAUAGAUAAAUCAACUUAAAAAUGAAAUGACAGUGCACAUAGGAAAACCGUCACUCACCCAAAUUUCCUCAUAACGAAAACAUCACCUUCAAUCCUGUUUUGGAGUUAGGGUGUUCAAUCCACUAGCCGAAUGUCAAACAUUUGGUACACAACAAUGACGGAAACUGAACGGCUUGAUUUCCAAUAUACAUAUAGAGGUGAUAUAGAGUAAUUGUCGAAAUUUUACUUGCUCGAUACCCAAACAGUAUAUAUACCUAUGCAGUUUAAAUACACGACUUGGGUAACGCGCGGUUGUACGAAUGAAAUUUCAUGGGAAAAUCGAAUUUAAUGGUGCGUCUGCAUUGGCAACUACAACACUUCCUUAGAUAAAGAAUAAAGCAUGUAGAGAUGGACUGUCAUAAUACUCCGAUGAUACUACGAUUGCAGAGUUCCAGUACAAUGCCAUAACGGUAAUUUAGAAAAAUCUGCAAACGAUUGCACUUAUUUAACACGUUGUGAAAAAGAGAUAUCGAUUGUUUGCCGGAGGUUGACCUGGUACAAGAUACGAUGGCACUGAAGGCUUGUAUAUAAAAACAGCAAAAGGAAUGAAGUCAUGCUAUUGCGUAACUACGUACAUGUGUAAAUAUGACAUUUGCUAGCAAACCAUCCGUUAUACUAGAACUAAAUACCAGGAAAAUAUUCAUUUAACACCACCAUGAUGGACAUGAUGAUAAGUAAAGGAUAAUAAAGACUCAUUAACAUAUGCUGCCCACGUG